GUACGUAUUCCACCACGUCGCACAAAUCACUGGCUGUGCCAUCCACGUUGCGUGAUAGAGGCAUACCUCUUACCAUGACUGCAACGUCUCGGGUACAAUAUGUCUACCCUGCACUUGUAGCGUCCCAAAUUCGGAUUCUGAUCUUAAAUCCUUCUUUCAAUCAUGAUGCGCCAUUAGAAUUCUCCUUUCACUGCGUCGACCUCGAGGAUGUGCAAGGCAGAUACGAAGCUAUUUCAUAUACUUGGGGAGAACCAAGCUUAGACUCUGUCCUUCUCCACCAAGAUGGGUCACACGUGCUUGUAACCCCAAAUCUCGACUUUGCCUUGCGACGUUUGCGAUACCGACUUGAUAAGAGAUGGCUUUGGGCAGAUGCGGCGUGUAUCGAUCAGGUUAACCCACGUGAGAAGGCGCUUCAAAUCCCUUUGAUGGAUAGGAUCUAUCGAGGUGCAAACAGAGUGCUCGUCUGGUUAGGCCGUGGAGGCGGAGAUGAUGAAAUUGGAAUGCGUCUCCUAGGGAACUUGUCGUUGGUACCGAAAAGAACUGUUCCACGACCUACUUCCGACCCUGGCGGAGCGGGAUUCUCCUCGACUCAAUCGGUGGAAGAAAUGCGCUGCAUUCAGCAAGUCUUCGAACUCCCAUGGUUUCGUCGCGUCUGGACUAUUCAAGAAUGUGUACUGAAUGUGGAUGCUGUUCUAAUGUGUGGGCAAACAGAGUUGUCCAUGGCGAGAGUCCUUGCUGGUAUGCGUAUCAUCAGAAGUACGGAUCGCAUGAAGCAGAUCAAUUAUUCCCUCGGAUUCGAAGCUUUUGGAAAUACAGCGGACCUAUGGACAACGUAUGCCCUAAUUGAGGCUGACAACGAACCUCAACUCCAUACGCAGUCCUCUAAGUUCGAUAUUCUUUCUUUAGUCCACCGAUUCUCGGGACACCAUUGCAGCGAUGAUCGAGACCGCAUCUUUGGCUUGUACGCCUUGGCUUCUAACAUUGCGCCUGCCACGUUAGGGGACGCAGAGGUCCCAAGAAGCCACGGUGUCGUGUAUUUGGACGUGAACUACACGUUCGAUACACAAGCUACAUACUUCGAUUUUGCAAUCGCGUGCAUGAAGAACAACAUGACUGUUAGGAUCUUAGCUUCUGCUUUACAGCGUCUAGGUCCUUCCGACCAGCCAGGAUGGCCAUCAUGGCUACCGGACUGGCGGGUGACGCCCAAGCCUUUAGUAGCACUUUCGGAGUAUUGUUCGUCGAAGCACAUCAUCUACAUGUCGUUUGCUGGUGAGAUUCGCGACCAGAAAGUCAAAUUGCAGGCCGGCUGGCAGCCUGUGAUCGAUUUCAAAGGCCCAAGACCGUGCCGCGCGAGAUUUGCCACAAUCGCUGUCACUAGCAAAACAGCAACAACAGCUUACUUGGAAGACUGUCUAAGUUCAGCUCUCAACGUGCGGGGUCCAUCUUUCGAUCCGAAGGAUCGUUUCGCCCGAGACCCAGCAAGAAGGCUCUUUCACAUGCUAUAUCGCUUCCUUCACCAGGACACACCUGAGCUUACCGACUCCUGUGGGUGGAUCGAGAACUUACUGACAGACUGGCGGUCAGGGAGAGCAGUUUCUCCCACAUCAGAUGAAUGCAAAACCCUACUACCAGAUAGUUUGGCUAAAAUGACGAGUCAUCGCAGUUUCUUUGGCGCCUGCGAUCCAGCGUUCGAUUGGGAUGAGGCGACAGCAUAUACCGCAGGCGAGCCUAUGUAUGGUUGGGGUCCUGAUACAAUUGAGGAGGGUGAUGAGCUGAUCAUUGUCUCUGGAGGUGACCCUAUUCAUCCAAUGGAACGUGGCAUUGGCUCAUGGCAUCCUAAUCCCAUCAUGUACGACUACUACGCGCUUGUUGUCCGUCGCGUUUGCGAUACCGACUCAAGUCAACCUUCUGAGUCAGAUUCUGAUACAAGUUCUGAUACAGAGAAUCACUCCCUUCUACAAUCUGACGACGACACGAUAUCUAGUCACCGCUCGUCCUCUCCAUAUAGUCCCAGCUCUGAGCCACGAGAGACGCGAUCCCGGUCUUGGACCGAUCUUACUUGGAACUACAAAGCAGGUGUUGCGUCGUAUCGCCUUGUAGGCGAUGCAUACCUGUGUAGCAGCGCUAAAAGCAAUCUUGACCACGAUUAUACUACUUCGCAGGUCAGCAUCUGGAUGGAGUAAGAUUGAACAGGCGAAAAGAAAACUAAACUUAUGCUCUCUAGGAAACUAGUUUAUAUUAUCUAAGCAAGGCUCUGUAGAACUUUAAUAUUAGUCUCUACACUGAUGUUAUAAGGCUAGUUUAAUAUAUAUCACUAACGUACCCCACGGGCGAAAGAAUCAACGGGCGAGAGAAUUACUUUUGCCAAGCGCCCACUAAACUACUCUUUCUUCAUUAAUGUCUUCUCAACAACACCAUUUAGAUGCGUUAAAGGAAGCUUAGAUACAGCUUGCGCUCCAGGCUCUUGAACAAGACGCAACACUCUCUCAGCGACGCGCUGCAGCUAUCUAUAGGGUUUCUCAAGCUGCACUAAGCGACUAACGCACUGGACGAACUUUAUAAGCU
This is a messenger RNA of Boeremia exigua, 2565 nucleotides long. Its product is annotated as heterokaryon incompatibility protein-domain-containing protein. Bases 75 to 2183 code for a protein of 702 amino acids. The transcript has a single exon. The record is from RefSeq and is a predicted model, not a curated record. Lineage: Eukaryota; Fungi; Ascomycota; Dothideomycetes; Pleosporales; Didymellaceae.